Lodderomyces orthopsilosis Co 90-125 is the source of this 2853-nucleotide messenger RNA. It is a transcript of the gene LEU3, whose product is annotated as leucine-responsive transcriptional regulator. The record is from RefSeq and is a predicted model, not a curated record. Gene Ontology annotation, cellular component: nucleus. Gene Ontology annotation, molecular function: transcription cis-regulatory region binding; DNA-binding transcription factor activity, RNA polymerase II-specific; zinc ion binding. Gene Ontology annotation, biological process: regulation of DNA-templated transcription. Lineage: Eukaryota; Fungi; Ascomycota; Pichiomycetes; Serinales; Debaryomycetaceae. The transcript has a single exon. The coding region runs from base 1 to 2853 and encodes 950 amino acids.
AUGAGAGAAAACGAGGAUGCUACUACCGGAGCAAAGAACUCUUUCGAGAAUUUGGUACAUAUUGCUAGCAAUAUGUCACAGGAAUUUCAAAGAUUGAAACAAGAUGAGUCAAGACAUUCAAACCAGGGCCAAGUAUUUGAUCAUCAAUCACAAUCCCCCACUCCAUCAAUAAACUCUACAGGGCAUCUAAAAGAUCCAGGCUCGAACACACCUUCUAAUGUGGCCACCUCACCCACAAAUCAACUGCAGUCCCACACAGAGAAGCAAGGAAAAGUUAAAAGAAUGGCAUGCGUUGAAUGCCGACAACAAAAAUCGAGGUGUGAUGCCCAUGAAAGACACCCCGAGCCUUGCACUAGAUGUGCCAAGAAACAUUUGAAAUGUGACUUGAAAUCAGACUACAAAAGAACAUACAAAAGAGCGAGAAUAGCUCAAAUUGAGAAGGAGUUUAUGGAGUUAAAAAAGACGUUGAAUACCGCCCAAGCUGCCGAGCUUCUUUCACGAUUUCCAUCAUUAGCAAACGGUGAAAAUAAGGAAAGCAACAGGGAAUUCAAUUCAGAAGAGAGGAAUAAUUUCGAGGCAUCGCAUCCGAGUGUCAGAGAUGGAACCGGCCACGUUUCCCAAGUGCAAAAUCAACCAACCGAAACUAUACCUCCUGCUUACCCGCAAAGUACAAACGUACGUAAUGUGGCCAUCGUUAACGAGCCACAGGCUUGUCAGAAUACGCAAACCGAUACCGCUGAGUCACGUUUCGACAAUGGUAAUUUGACCUAUGAUGCCAAACUUUCCAACAACAAUAUCCUAAGGAUACCCCAAGACCUAAGGCUUUCAGAAGAGGUGUUGCAUUGUGAGGACAAGUCAGUUGAGUCUAUAACCUUAACUUCAAGUACAAUUAAAGAACUUUUCAUGGAAUAUGUUUUGCGAUACCAUCCAAUUUUCCCUGUCGUUGAUGUCACCAAAGGGCCCGAAAGGAUAUACAGACUUUGCCCACCUUUGUUCUGGGUAAUCAUCUUCGUUUCUUUAAGAAGGUUCAAAGAAGGGUUUUCCAAGACUUUGUUGAUCCAAUUGUCACCUAUAGUCAAAGGCAUUCUUGCCGAAAUUAUGAUUUCACCAAUCACGAGAUACAAUCCUACGGAGGAGGACGAGCCUAUUUACAACGUCAGUUCGGUGUACUCAGUUCAAGCGUUUUUGUUGUAUUCAUAUUGGCCCCCAAUCACGUCUUCACUUAGCGCAGAUUCAUCUUAUAGUACCGUCAGCACAGGAUUUUUUCAAGCAAUACGAAUUGGGUUACAUGCUCCGUCAUCGUUUACUAGUGGGAAAAAUUUAGAUUCCCAGCCAGCAAACAAAAUUGCACAACAGCAAAACAUGUUACAAGAACAGGUCAAGACUUGGAUAGCGACAAAUGCAGCAUCUCAAUUCAUUGCCACUGCUUUUGGGUACCCAGCGUGUGUCCAGUUUGACUCAUCCAUCUGGUAUUACAGUAGACCAGGUAGUGACGUUCAAAUUCCAGAAGACAUCAAGUCCAUGUUGUUAAUUGCGCAAUUCGAAGAUCAAAUGGCUAGGUCUCUCAAUUCUAAUCCAACGGAUCCUUGUGGACUAAGUGAUGCUAACGAGAGGGUCUCCUUGUUGAAGCUACUUGAGAAGAGAGUUGAUGAGUUGGAAGUCAUAAUUUCUCAUACAACACUGCAUGAUGCAUUCAAAUUCAGAAUGUUUGAAAUUUUGGCUUCCAAAGUACAUCUUUUUAGCUACUACUUUAUGGAUUCUUCCAAAAUUUCUGAAUUUGAACUAAAGACGGGUUUGAUUAAACUUUAUAAUGCGGCAACUAGAUUGGUAUCAUUCACUCAAAAUUGCCAAGUCGAAGACAAGAAGUUCAUCAAGUAUCUUCCCGGGGUGUACUUACUCAAUCUUUGGCAAGCUGCGUGUAUUAUUGGGAAGUUGGUUCAUUCCAGCUUGAAGAAUGUGAUUGAUGUGACUGUAGGGAAACAGAGUUACGAAGCAGUUGUUGGUUUGACUGCCAGGGCGUCCAUACUUAAACAUGACAUGGCCUUCCGAUCAAGUGGUAUUACAAGAAAUAUGUGGCUGCUUUUCCGACAAUUGGAUAACCAAAACUUGAACAGUUUAAGUAUAAACAUCAGGAAUAGAAUGGCGGCAUCAGUGUUUUUUGAUUGUUUGAAUUUGAUUAGAGAAAAGGCAGGAAUGACAAAUUUGAGAGUGAAAACCGAUGAUCGAAAUCCAGUCCAAGGAACAAAUAUAGAAGAGGGACCAGAGGAAAAUUUGCACGCAGAAGAGGAUCUGGAUACAGAAGCGCGUAGUAAUUCUACCCACAAAGACAAACGGUCUUUAUCCAAUGAAGAAGAUGCUGAACAAAAAGCAAGAAAGAUAAUCAGAACAAUACCUUUAGACCCUGAACCAAUUUCAGCUGGUGCAACAAAAAGAAGCUCCAUCUUUAAAGUUGUAAACUCUUCAGCCGAGUCCACACCAGUGAUGAAAGCUGACCACAAUACCCCAGAUGCAAAUAGGCACCAUCAAGGUCCACCUUUCCAACCGGACGCUCAUUUAGUACAUGGAUCUCAAAAUAGAAUCCUGAGAAAUCAAGACCAUGUAGCAACUACUCCAUCAUUUACACAGCCUGUCCACUUUACGAACCAACAAGGAGAUCAGUUACAUAACCUAAAUGACGAAUAUCAACCAUUUACUUCGAACACAUCUUACCAACAACCACAAUCAACCUCCACUUACAAUGACUCUCCAUUACAACUGGGUUUAGAAAGUUUAGAUUUAGAUAGGUUUGAUAGUGAUAUGUUGUGGAGAGAUGUGGACAGCGUCAUGAAUGAUUUCGGAUUUCAUAUGGGUUGA